UAUUGAGUUAAAGUAACAAUGAUAAAAUGACACUCAUAAAUUAUAAAAUUAAAAAAUAUUUAAAAAUUUGAUAUGUGUGAUUUAAUAAAAUUUAGAUAAUAAUUAAAACAUUAUGAUUCUAAAAUUGCAUUAAAAAAUUCUUUAUCUAUUAAUUAUCAAGGCCACAAAUAAUCAUUUUCUAAACUCUUUUAUUUUGAUUUCUUUCCCGGGAAAAUGGGAAGAGCAUGAAAUGAAACCGUUAGAUUAUUGUACGGGCAAAAUAGCUGUUAGGAAUUGGAGUGAACGCAUUUCCUCUCUGUUUGUAAGAAUUGCUACGCCUAAAAACAGCAAAAAUUGGAAUGGAGACUCGGUCAAGAAGAUCAAAGAGGCAAAUAUUAUUGCCAAAAUUUGUCCACUCCUUUCGCUUCUUGCGCGCCUCGCUCACAUUUCCCCCCUCAUUAUUUGUAUCCUAUCUCCCACUUUCCCUUUUCCCUGCAGAGGCACUGGACUAAGGGCUGUGGUUGUGGCGUUCUGGCAUGAGUGCUUGAUUUUGCUGCACUUUUUCUGUGUCACCUAUUAAAACCACAAACAAUUUUACGCUUCCCACCAGAUGGCUGCUGUCUCUGGUCCUCCAUCUCCCACAACAGCGUCUGAGAUGGAGCAUCUUGGGGAUGAGAAGAAAACAAGGAUUGAGUCGUUUAAACAAAAAGCCAUCAAUGCCUCCAAUAAAUUUAGGAAUUCUUUGACCAGAAGGGGUAGGAGAAGUAGCAAAGUAAUGUCCAUUGAAAUUGAGGAUGUCCACGACGCAGAGGAGUUGAAGGUGGUUGAUGCUUUCCGCCAAGUACUUGUAUUGGAGGAACUCCUACCCGCAGCACAUGAUGAUUAUCAUAUGAUGCUCAGAUUUUUGAAGGCAAGGAAAUUCGAUAUUGAGAAAACAAAGCAGAUGUGGUCUGACAUGAUUCAAUGGAGGAAGGAAUUCGGUGCUCACACUGUCAUGGAGGAUUUUCAAUUCAAUGAAAUCAAUGAAGUCUUGCAAUAUUAUCCCCAAGGGCAUCAUGGUGUAGAUAAGGAAGGAAGACCUGUGUACAUUGAAAGACUGGGCCAAGUAGAUUCCACCAAGCUAUUGCAAGUUACAACAAUGGACCGUUAUGUCAAAUACCAUGUGCAGGAGUUUGAGAGAACUUUUAAUGUCAAGUUUCCAGCUUGUUCACUUGCAGCAAAGAAACACAUUGAUCAAAGUACAACCAUCUUGGAUGUCCAAGGAGUGGGCCUCAAAAGUCUUAACAAAACAGCAAGGGAUCUUAUCACUAGCCUUCAGAAGAUUGACGGUGACAACUAUCCAGAGACCUUGAAUCGCAUGUUCAUCAUCAAUGCCGGUUCUGGAUUUAGAAUGCUGUGGAGCACUAUUAAGUCUUUCCUUGACCCUAAGACUACAGCAAAGAUUCACGUUCUUGGCAAUAAAUAUCAGAGCAAGUUACUUGAGAUCAUUGAUGCCAGUGAGUUGCCAGAGUUUUUGGGAGGUAACUGCACUUGUGCUGAUCAAGGAGGGUGUAUGCGUUCUGAUAAGGGCCCUUGGAAAGACCCAGAGAUAUUGAAAAUGGUUCAAAAUGGUGAUCAUAAAUGCACGAAGAAAAGUGGGUCUCAAAAUCCUGAGGAGAAGACAAUUGCUGAGGAUGAGACUGUGAGCUCCAAGGGACAUGAAUCUUCCAUGGAGGUGUCAGCUCCAAAUGUUCCAAGUUUAGAGUAUUCACAAGUCGCACCUAUCCUUGCACAAGUUUCUUCAAAGUUUAAGGACUAUGGCCCUAUAAUUGAGAAGACUGUGGAUAUGACUUGGGAAAAAUUGGCAGAAGAUGAUAAGUAUGUUAUUUCCAAAGCAGCAGAAUGUUACACUAAGUAUGAUGGUUGCAAGGUUCCUGAAGGAACGGGCACUCCAAUUUUUACUGGUGUCAUGGCUUUUGUUAUGGGCAUUGUCACCAUGAUUAAAGUAACACGCAACAUGCCCAAGAAGCUGACCAAUGCCACCAUCUAUUCCAGUCCUGUAUAUUGUGAUGAGAUAGAGGUUAAAGACCGAGCAAAGCAGUCACUUGAAUCUACUAUCUCCAGUGCAGAUUACAUGACUGUCAUCAAACGCGUGGAUCAAUUGGAAGAGAGAGUGAAAGUUCUGAGCAUGAAACCUGCUAUGACACUUGAGAAGGAGGAGAUGUUGAAUGCUGCUAUAAGCAGGGUUGAUACCUUAGAGCAAGAGCUUAUGGCAACCAAGAAGGCUCUGGAGGACUCAUUUGCUCGACAAGAGGAGCUCGUGGCUUACAUUGAGAAAAAGAAGAAGAAGAAGAAGCUGUUCGCCUGGUGAAGGAAGAACACUGGAUUUUUGGAGUUGCAAAGAGAACUGUUGGUGAGCUGAUUUUCUGUUUUCCAGGGCCACCCGGAAGCAAUCUUUUUUAAUGUUUCUUGUACAAAAUAGAAAUCAAAGAUUUUGUCCGGAAGUAUGAUAUCCUUCCACAAUCAUCUGCAAUGAAUUCUGGCAUAUUACAUAUCUAUUCCAAUUGUCAAUACAAAUUGUUGAGUAUAUAUUUUAGAUUUA
This is a messenger RNA of Hevea brasiliensis (rubber tree), 2560 nucleotides long. Its product is annotated as phosphatidylinositol/phosphatidylcholine transfer protein SFH12. Lineage: Eukaryota; Viridiplantae; Streptophyta; Magnoliopsida; Malpighiales; Euphorbiaceae. The record is from RefSeq and is a predicted model, not a curated record. The transcript has 15 exons. Bases 590 to 2329 code for a protein of 579 amino acids.